AUGUCCCUUUCUUUGCGGUUUGUGCUGAUCCUUGCUGCCUGUGAAUUGGGUGUCAGUCAGACUGUUGACUUCCUUCUGGUCCAAACUCCUCUAGGUUUGAUCAAAGGAGUUCGAACAUCCCACUCUCAGAGUUUUUGGGGAAUUCCCUAUGCAGAUGCUCCCACUGGUUGGCAUCGUUGGAAGCCACCUCAAGAUGUGUCUCCCUGGCAUGGAAUAUAUGAUGGAACCUUUCCUCGGCCAGGGUGCCAACAGCUCUGUAAGCAGUUGGUAUUUGCAUGUCCUAAACAGAUAAGUGAAGACUGCCUCUACUUGAAUGUUUUUGUUCCAUUGACUACAAGCCUCACUCCUGCACCCAAAUACCCUUCUCUGCCUGUCAUGGUGUGGAUUCAUGGAGGUAACUUCCAUGAUGGAACUGGCUCAGCACUACUAUAUGAUGGACGCUUCCUGGCAAACUCCACAAAUACUGUUGUAGUGACCAUUAACUAUCGCCUGGGGGCACUUGGUUUUCUUGUGACUGGUAUGAACUCAAGUAAGGAUAUUUCUGGAAACCUUGGCUUCCUGGACCAACAGAAGGCACUGACCUGGGUGCAAAUGAACAUUGCUAGCUUUGGUGGAGAUCCCAGAAAGGUUACUCUCUUUGGCCAGAGUGCCGGAGCACAGUCUGUGGGUCUUCAUCUGACUGUUAGAAGCAGUGAAAGCCUCUUCAAGCAAGCAAUCAUACACAGUCUGCCCUUCGCUCUUCCACUUAAAACCAAGAAGCAAGCUACUGUCAUCGGGACACGAUUUCUCAAAAUUGCCGGAUGCCUGUUUGGGGAUAUGAAGUGCAUGUUGUCAUUGACAACUGAAAAGAUUCUUGAUGCCCAGAUAAAAGCAGAUAAAGAAAUCCACACCCCGUUAAGUAUGCUAGAAACCUUUCAGCCAUGGGGACCAGUUAUUGAUGGAGAAGUUAUCGAAGAACAGACAUUUAAUGCCUUUGCAAAAGGCAUGUGGCAGAAGCACAAACCUGUCAUGGCUGGCAUUACAUCUGAGGAAGCUAACCUGUUUGUAUAUGAACUGCUGUCCGAGCCGCUUUCUAGAGGAUUGUAUGUUGCUUACCUUUUAGCUGCUUUCAACAUUCACACUCCAUUGGUUCUACUUCGUUACCCACCUCAGAAAAGUCAGGACCAGCGCCUUCUCCUUUCACAGGUAGUCUCAGACUAUGCACUUACUUGCCCAAGUCGUCGAGUCAUGAGGGACAUGGCUGAAUCUGGAGCCUCUUCCUGGCUUUACAUUUUUAGUCAGGUGGCAUCUAUAGCAAGUGCCUGGGGAAAUAAGACCUACUGCUACCAACAUGCCUGCCAUGGCUCAGACAUGCCUUUCCUUUGGAAUACUUGCAGCCUGAUAAAUCUUACUUUCACUUCUGAGGAGAGGACACUAGCAGACAGCAUGGCCUGUUUCUGGGGUAACUUUGCACAUUAUGGCCAGCCCAAUCCACAGUCUAGCAAUAAUGUAAUUAAACGCCCUGCAUUAUCUAGGGGAGAUCUAUCCCAUUCUACAAAUUACAGCAACAAACUACCUGCUUGCUCAAAGCUAAACCAGUCAGUCUAUUGGCCACAAUACUCAUUCCAAAAUGCAUGGCUUUUUAUGAACCUCACAGUCAACUUAAAUGCAACAAAGGAAUUCCGUAAGAAAUUUUGCACCUUCUGGGAUGCUUUCGUGCCAUACUGA
Polypterus senegalus (gray bichir) is the source of this 1707-nucleotide messenger RNA. RefSeq names its product crystal protein-like. The coding region runs from base 1 to 1707 and encodes 568 amino acids. The transcript is spliced from 8 exons. NCBI's taxonomy places the organism in Eukaryota, Metazoa, Chordata, Cladistia, Polypteriformes, Polypteridae. The record is from RefSeq and is a predicted model, not a curated record. Gene Ontology annotation, molecular function: cholinesterase activity.